Molecule: messenger RNA, 474 nt
Organism: Panonychus citri (citrus red mite)
Lineage: Eukaryota; Metazoa; Arthropoda; Arachnida; Trombidiformes; Tetranychidae
Product: putative lysozyme-like protein
Exons: 4
Coding region: 1-474 (157 amino acids)
Source: RefSeq, a predicted model, not a curated record
AUGUCCACAGCCAAAGAACGAUUAACAGGAAUUUCGGGUGUUCAAGUUAAUGGAAAUACUGGAGGUGCUGCUAAGAGAGUCUUUAAACCGACUAUCCCAACAACUCGUCGAUCAGGUGGAGGAUCAGGAGUAACUCCAGGUAGCGGUGGGACUGGAGGUGGAAAUGGUAACAGGGAAGGACGAGAUCAGAAUAACAGUUGCAAUGGUAAAGUAAAAAGUAAAGAAAAGACUAGAAAAUCAAAAGGGAAAAAAGAUUUAAUUCAAUUGGAUGCAACUUUUAAUGGUAUAAAUAUAACAUCAAACUCCAUUAAACCAGAAAAAGGUUUCAUUAGUCCAGGAGGAAGUGGUUAUGGUCAAACCAGUGAUACUCGAACACUUCGAUCUAGUCAAUCAGAUAGUCUAAAAGGAAUUGGUUCUUCCGGGACCAGUGGUUGUGGUGGUGGCGUGAAUCAUCAUAUGGUGAUAAUAAUCUAA